UCCAGGUCAGUGGUUACGUCAGCGGCUGGAAGUAGGUCAGUGGAACCUUGCGACAUUGUAUCCGUGGCGGUGGCGGUGACGGUCCAGGUUCAGGAGUGAGGUGUAGAAGCCGGCGACAAGGCAGUACACCCGCAGGAGGGAAUACCUUUUAGCACCCCGCCCAUUGCAAGAUCAUCCAAUGGCAGACCAAAAUAUGGACAUCUCCUCAACAAUAAAUGAUUUUAUCUCAUCUGAUCCAAGUGGACUAAUAUUGAACUCCUUGGGCACAGCAAGCAUGGACUUUAACCGGAAGCGCAAAGGAAGUUCCACAGAUUAUCAAGAUGGGAUGGACACUGACAAAGAGGAUCAACACAACAGGAUGGAAUGUACAGAUCAACACGGCAAAGUCAAAAAUGCCAGAGAGGCUCAUAGCCAGAUUGAAAAGCGGCGUCGAGAUAAGAUGAACAGUUUUAUCGAUGAGUUGGCAUCGAUGGUGCCAACAUGCAAUGCCAUGUCACGGAAGUUGGACAAGCUCACUGUGCUUAGGAUGGCUGUACAGCACAUGAAGACCCUAAGAGGAGCCACCAAUGCUUACUCAGAGGCUAACUACAAACCUGCCUUCCUUUCUGAUGAUGAGCUGAAACAUCUUAUCCUCAGGGCGGCUGAUGGAUUUCUUUUUGUUGUGGGCUGCGACAGAGGGAAGAUACUUUUUGUGUCAGAAUCGGUUUUCAAAAUUCUCAACUAUAGCCAGACGGAUCUGAUCGGUCAGAGUUUGUUUGACUACCUCCACCCAAAGGACAUUGCCAAAGUCAAAGAGCAACUCUCGUCAUUUGAUGUGACCCCAAGGGAGAGGCUGAUAGAUGCCAAAACUGGCUUGCCGGUAAAGACAGACAUAACUCCAGGACCCUCUCGAUUGUGUUCGGGAGCAAGGCGCUCGUUUUUUUGCCGGAUGAAAUGCAACAGGCCUUCUGUCAAAUUGGAGGAAAAAGACUUCACGGCCAACUGCUCCAAGAAGAAAGUUGACCGUAAGAGUUUCUGCACCAUUCACAGCAGCGGCUAUCUGAAGAGCUGGCCGCCCACCAAGAUGGGAUUGGACGAAGACAAUGAGCCUGACAAUGAAGGCUGCAACUUGAGCUGCCUUGUCGCCAUUGGCCGGUUGCAUCCUCACAUUGUCCCGCAGCCAAUCAGUGGCGAGAUCAGAGUAAAAUCAACUGAGUACGUUUCCCGGCACGCAAUAGAUGGGAAAUUUGUGUUUGUGGACCAGAGGGCGACGGUGAUUCUGGGAUAUUUGCCACAGGAGCUCCUGGGAACCUCAUGUUAUGAAUAUUUCCACCAAGAUGAUAUAGUGCAUCUUGCAGAGUGCCACCGACAAGUGUUACAGAGCAGAGACAAGAUCACCACCAGCUGCUACAAGUUCCGAAUAAAGGAUGGUUCCUUCAUCACGCUGCGCAGUUACUGGUUCAGUUUCCUCAACCCUUGGACCAAAGAAGUUGAAUAUCUUGUUUCCACAAACACUGUUGUUUUUGCCAGCUCUCUGGAUAGAGGGGAUGGAGCUGCUCUGCCUCUCUCUGGUUCUCCUCCGAACAUGGACAGCGUGUUACAGACUGGAGAAGCCAGUUCAAAGCGUGCACUCACCACUGUCCCUGGAAUUCCUGGGGGCACCCGUGCAGGAGCUGGGAAAAUCGGUCGCAUGAUUGCUGAGGAAGUUAUGGAGCUACAAAGGAUUAGAGGAUCCUCCCCUUCAAGUUGCAGUUCCAGUCCGCUUAACAUCACCAAUACUCCACCACCUGACACAUCAUCUCCUGGCGGAAAGAAGAUUCUGAAUGGUGGUUCUACAGACGUGACGAAUGCAGGAGCACUGGCCACGCAUGUAACAGACAGCACGGGCUAUCCAUACUCGGACAACACCUCUCUACUUAGUGGCAACUCUCACCUAGGUAUUGAUAUGAUUGAGGAUCGUUCAUCCAGUAGUCCCAGCAAUGACGAAGCAGCCAUGGCUGUGAUCAUGAGCCUUCUGGAGGCAGACGCAGGGCUUGGAGGUCCAGUCGAUUUUAGUGACUUGCCAUGGCCCCUUUGAACAAUGUUGAGGACCCCAAGUGGUUUAUACAAAGAGGAGUGUGUUAAGUUGAACACUGAUGAAACUACUCAUCAGAACUUUUGCCAAUGUGUGUCUGUGUUGCUUAUUGACUUGCACGUAGCUGAAACACUCGUGUGGAUCCUGCAAAAAUGUUUCAAUUCCAUCCCAACCCAUUGCAUUUGUGGAGCAAGUUGCUACAUUAAUCUAGGUGAGUUUCCAUUGGGGAUGUUUUACGCCUGUUUAAAAUUUUCUUGCACUUUCUGGAACCUAACUUUGGAAAACACCAAGAUCCCCAUGUGUGCAAUCCUUUCUGCAAAGCUAAUUGUGUCAAAGUUUGUUUUUCUUGCAUUGUUCUGUCUGAUAUUAUAUAUACAUAUAUAUACAAAUAUUUAUUGUAUUAGCCAUGAAAUGCUGCUGUUUUAAAAUUGUAGAGUUGAUCUGGUUUGCCAUUUGUACAGUUUAUUUUUACACAAAUCACUUUGU
Molecule: messenger RNA, 2539 nt
Organism: Hemiscyllium ocellatum (epaulette shark)
Lineage: Eukaryota; Metazoa; Chordata; Chondrichthyes; Orectolobiformes; Hemiscylliidae
Product: basic helix-loop-helix ARNT-like protein 1
Exons: 17
Coding region: 179-2056 (625 amino acids)
Biological process (GO): circadian rhythm; regulation of transcription by RNA polymerase II
Cellular component (GO): cytoplasm; aryl hydrocarbon receptor complex; transcription regulator complex
Molecular function (GO): DNA-binding transcription factor activity, RNA polymerase II-specific; protein dimerization activity; RNA polymerase II cis-regulatory region sequence-specific DNA binding
Source: RefSeq, a predicted model, not a curated record